CUUUUUGCGAUGUGGUCACGUGAUCCAGCGGAGCUCUCGUCGCGGAGUCUAGCGACCCGCUCUACCCCCUUCGCCUCCUUGCUCCGCGUAGCUCGCCGCUGUCUCCCGAAGUCGGCGUCUGGGGCAUCUCAGGACGGCGGCAUGGACUGGGACAACAGCCAGCCAGACUUUGUCUUCUAGAAGAUUUCCAGCUGGUGUCCCUCUCUCUCGCUGAACUCAGACCACAAAGAUGGCGUCCUCGAGCGAUGAGAAGAGGGUCCUGCGUCAUCACCACAAAGCGGCGUUGCAGUUUUCUUCGGGCGCAGUCGCUGGCUUCAUCGAAGUUUGCGUUAACCACCCCCUGGACGUGGUCAAGACUCGGUUACAGAUGCAGUCGGCCGACGACCCCAACCGGUACAAGUCCAUCGCCGACUGCUUCAAGCGCAUGGCCAAGUCGGAAGGCUUCUUUGCCAUCUACAAGGGCAUCGUGCCCGUCCUGGUGGUGGAAACACCCAAGAUGGCGCUGCGAUUCAUGACUUACGAACAGACCAAGAGGCUUCUCUCGGACCACGUGUCAUCCGUGCCCAACAACUUGAUCUCCGGAUUCUUCGCGGGUGCCGUCGAAGGGGCCGCUGUGAACCCGUUCGAAGUGGUCAAGGUUCGACUACAGACGGACAGGCAGUUUGUCACCCAACAGCCGAGCGCGUACAGUCUCGCCAGGCAGAUCUACAGGAAGGACGGCAUGGGGAAGAACGGGCUGAGCCUAGGGCUAACGUCCAACAUCUUCCGGCACGGCGUCUUCGUCAUGAUCUACUUUACGCUCUACGCCAAGUUCAAGGAGAUGGCGCCACGGUUCAACAACAAGAGCGAAGCCAAUCUGUACAAGGUCGGGACAGGACUUCUGAGUGGAUGCAUCGGGACGUGCUUCAACAUACCCUGGGACGUCGUCAAGAGUAGAAUCCAAGGGCUUCAGCCGGUUCCCGGUGAAGUGAAGUACAGGUCGUGCUGGCAGAGUUUUAAGCUUGUGGUCCGGGAAGAGGGACCUCUGGCCCUGUACAAGGGACUUGCGCCCAAGAUGCUGCGGUUGGGCACGGGCCACGCGCUCAUCAUCGUUCUGUACGAGCACAUUGUGGAACUACUUGAAGCCUUAGCCUCUAGGAUAUGAAGUAGGAAACCAUAGUUACAAAAGAUAGUCAAUAAAUUGCAACGUCAAAGAUAACUACGGUUGUUAGCGAAAUCGAGUAGUUCACGUGGUGUUAAAUGCGAGCAUUUAGCGUAAUCAGGGCGUAAUUGUCAACAACGAGAAAUGUGAAACUAAAAGAAAACCGGAUGGAACUUUUAUUUGGGAAAAAUCUGGCCAUCAUUGAUACCCACGCUUCGCUAUCACCGCGACGCGCCAUCCUGUCCCUUCUUCUCUCUAACUCUUUCUGCGCGGUAGCUUGGAGCACAGGUUACUAUGCAUGAUAUGCAAAUUCAGAAGCAAGGACUUUAUGAGAUGAUUAUUUUUGUACGAGUAAUUUAUUUUUAAUGUUUUUGGAGGCUAAGCCCGGUAUACAACGAAAUGAAUGGAUGAUUAAUGAAUCGAUUCUUUAUUAAUUUUGCCUUCACUGUUCUAAUAAAGCAUUGACAAGGCGUAUAGUGUCCACGCGAAGCGUGCUGCUACUGCCCCAAAUAAAAUAUUGUAAAUUGUUGAUUCGCCCAA
This is a messenger RNA of Ixodes scapularis (black-legged tick), 1681 nucleotides long. Its product is annotated as mitochondrial 2-oxodicarboxylate carrier. NCBI's taxonomy places the organism in Eukaryota, Metazoa, Arthropoda, Arachnida, Ixodida, Ixodidae. The coding region runs from base 230 to 1144 and encodes 304 amino acids. The record is from RefSeq and is a predicted model, not a curated record. The transcript is spliced from 2 exons.